UAGAAAAAAAAGGAAUACAAAUUUCUGUUCUAAUUAAGGAUUAAAGAUUUUUGGAAGAUGGCUGCUCCACGAUUGCCACCACUUCCAACCAUACGAGAUAUAUUGAAAAUAUAUCGUUUGAAUGCCAUAAAACGUUUAUCUCAAAAUUUCCUCAUGGAUCACAAUUUAACUGACAAAAUUAUAAAGAAGGCGGGAAAUCUCGCUGGAAGUCAAGUACUGGAAAUUGGUCCCGGCCCAGGUGGAUUGACCCGAUCUAUCCUGAGAAGGGUCCCUGAACGAUUAGUAGUCGUAGAAAAGGAUGAAAGAUUUAAACCCACUUUAGAGAUGCUGGCAGAAUCAUUUAGCGCGAUUAAUGGAAAGAUGGAUAUAAUAUACGAUAAUAUCCUGAACACGAACAUAGAGAGUUUAUUCCCAGAGGAGAAAAAAAGGACUUGGAACGAUAAACCUCCGGAUAUCUUUCUCAUAGGCAAUUUACCAUUUAGUUUGUCGACACAUCUUAUAAUUAAGUGGCUACAUGCGAUAGCCGAGCAACGCGGACCCUGGGCGUUUGGCAGAACGAAAAUGACGUUGACGUUUCAAAAAGAGGUAGCAGAACGUUUGGUGGCUCAACCGUUUGGGGAGCAACGAUGCAGGUUGUCAGUAAUGGCACAAGCCUGGACAUUUCCAACGCUCCGUUUUAUUAUACCUGGCAAAGCUUUUGUUCCAAAACCAGAUGUCGAUGUAGGAGUGGUGUCGUUUGCGCCAUUAGUUAAACCGCGCACACAACACGAUUUUAAAUUCUUCGAAAAAGUGGUGAGGCACUUGUUCAGUUUCAGACAGAAGUACAGCAUACGAUGUAUCGAAACUCUAUUUCCAAAGGAACGCUGCAAAGAUUUAGGUUUGAUGAUGUAUAAAUUGGCUGACUUGGAACCGACGCUCAGGCCGACGCAACUUACCGUGGAAGAAGUCGAUAGAUUGGCGACCGCCUACAAAUAUCUGCUGGAGAAACAUCCGGAGCUCGAAUUGUUCGAGUAUCGCACGUCUCGACGCUUGUUACCGCUAUCAAAAACGAAAGAUAUUAUAGUAGAAGACUAUACAGAGACAGAAAUGCUGGAAGAAACAAGUAGUAAGAGUAUCUAAUCGGAGCGAUUUAUACUCGGAGACAUGCAUCAAAUUUCACUUUUAUUAAAUCGCAGGUUGCAAUGCAGCAGAUUAAUUCGUUACAAUGGAUUUCUGUUAGAACUGUGUGAGGAAAUCUGUAAAUAUACAUUUAUAUACAUACACAGAGUAUGGCUUAAUUCUUAAUUAAAAAUAUAAUACAAUGUACACAAUUCGCAUUUUGCUUUUGUUAGACGUAGUACAAAUACUGUUAAUUGGA
This is a messenger RNA of Solenopsis invicta (red fire ant), 1357 nucleotides long. It is a transcript of the gene mtTFB1, whose product is annotated as dimethyladenosine transferase 1, mitochondrial. NCBI's taxonomy places the organism in Eukaryota, Metazoa, Arthropoda, Insecta, Hymenoptera, Formicidae. Bases 58 to 1119 code for a protein of 353 amino acids. The record is from RefSeq and is a predicted model, not a curated record. Gene Ontology annotation, cellular component: mitochondrial matrix. Gene Ontology annotation, molecular function: rRNA (adenine-N6,N6-)-dimethyltransferase activity; mitochondrial transcription factor activity. The transcript is spliced from 3 exons. Gene Ontology annotation, biological process: rRNA methylation; transcription initiation at mitochondrial promoter.